AUGGAGCGAGGACCAUUGCUGCCAAGAAUCAUCAUCUCAGACUACACAAUUACGCCCCCAAUAGCAACAUCAUACCACGCGAUCAAAGCUUUUCAUCCAGAGAAAGAAGACACCAUAUUCUUUGGCCAAACUUACAAGCUCAUAAAAUCACUCCUCACUUACCCUCGUUGUCCGCACCGCCGCGGCACUUCCACUUGGCCCUGUCAACCUUGCGAAACAACCUUCACACGCGCAUACUGGACCUGUGCCGGCCUGCUCCUGGACUACUAUGCAGACUUUUAUGCCUACGAUAGCGCGCUCAUGCAAGCUGUAUGGUUCCACCUUUUUGACAUAUGGCAGGAAAGCGCAGCAUGGAUUAUCGACAGCCUGAUAUUAGAUGUCAGAGCAGACCGACGAACAAGCAAAGCAGAUAGAGCCCGAUGCGCAGCAAAAGCUCGAGAAUUCGUCAAACACGUCAAAGACACAGUCGAGCUCGUCGAAGUCGUCCUCUGGGGCCGCAAACAAAGCACCAACACCGCCGCUGCCGCGCACCCGACUCAAGAAACCAUCCUUUACGACCCGCGAGGCGAGGUAUGGCGUCCCAACGGCGAACACGACACCGGCCCAUGGAUCAGCGGCAUAAAGCCCUGGUGCCAGUUCCUGUACAACGGCGGACCAGGCGUAGCGCCUCCUCCUCUCCCCCCAACGUUCGCUCCUCAGAAAACAGACGACAACAAUAAUAACACUGAAGGAAGAGUAACAACACGCUACGUCCCUCACUCCGCCAUCGCAAUCCUAACCGCACACACCCAGCGCGCCCGCGCCCUAGCUUCCACACUCUACACCUCUCCCAUCCCCGAAGACACCGCUCUCUCCCGCCUCAAACAAUUCGAUGCAUACGCCCCUGUCUUCCCCACCCCACGCCACCCCACACAUACCUUCACGUCGCCGUUAACGGGCCACACGGUAUCGUACGCGCUAGGCAACGGCGCGCCCCCCGUGCUGCGACAUGUCGGGUUUGCAGAUCCGGAGAUGAGCGAUGAGCGCGCCGACUGGAUUCUACUGGAUGACUGCGUGGCUAUACUCAAGGAAUUGGAUCCGUAUUUGGGAGUCAGUGCCGAGAUGGGGGAUGCAGGGGAUGGGGAGGAAGAAGCGGCGUUUGAUGUCUGGACUGUGGUUGAGGUACGAGAGAAAGAAAAGGGGGGAGAGGUGCUGGAGUUGGGGACAAUGUUUGAGAAGUGGUGUGGGAUUGGGGAGUGUGAAGUGGGUUCCAAGUCGUUCUAG
Molecule: messenger RNA, 1263 nt
Organism: Bipolaris zeicola 26-R-13
Lineage: Eukaryota; Fungi; Ascomycota; Dothideomycetes; Pleosporales; Pleosporaceae
Exons: 1
Coding region: 1-1263 (420 amino acids)
Source: RefSeq, a predicted model, not a curated record